Molecule: messenger RNA, 2620 nt
Organism: Erigeron canadensis
Lineage: Eukaryota; Viridiplantae; Streptophyta; Magnoliopsida; Asterales; Asteraceae
Product: DEAD-box ATP-dependent RNA helicase 28-like
Exons: 20
Coding region: 111-2351 (746 amino acids)
Molecular function (GO): nucleic acid binding; RNA helicase activity; ATP binding
Source: RefSeq, a predicted model, not a curated record
CUUCCUUCGUCUUGAAAAAAACUCUUUAAGAACCUGUUUCUCCUUAAACCCUUUUCAACAGAGCAACCUAAGCAACCAGUCUCUCCCUUUCUUCACAUUCUAACUAAACAAUGAUGGAAUUAGACUUUGAAUUCGAGCCCCCAAGCGACGAAGAAAUCGACUGCGAAGAUAUCGGUAACGGUGGCGGAGACGACGACGAAAACAGCGAUGUAGAAGAGAAAGGGAAGCUUCAAAAGAAGACACAGUCUCCGUGGGAUUUUUCUUCUUACACGGAAUCAGUUGCAGAAGAACACGCUCGCAGGAGUACGACUUCCAUUGACGAAAAGAUUUCGAAAUUUGCUCAGCAACGAAGUCGUGCCGCGGAAGAUGUAGAACCGGAAAAGGAGAAUGAAAAUGAAAAUGAAGAGGUCGAUGAUGACGGAUCGUCUGAUUCCGAACCUGACCGGCAGGAAGACUUUCAACCUGAAGAAGACGAUGAGGCUCCUACCACAGCAGGUGAUAGAGAUAGUAAAUCAUUUUUUUCAAAGGCGGAUGGUGUAUCCUUUCACGCAAAUUCCUUUAUGGAUCUUCACCUUUCUAGGCCAUUGCUUCGAGCAUGUGAAGCCUUGGGGUACACCAAGCCAACACCAAUUCAGGCAGCAUGUAUACCAUUGGCGCUUACCGGGCGUGACAUAUGCGGUAGUGCAAUUACAGGGUCUGGAAAGACAGCUGCCUUUGCCUUACCAACAUUAGAGAGAUUGCUGUUUCGUCCAAAACAUAGACCUGCGAUAAGGGUUCUCAUCCUUACUCCCACGAGAGAGUUGGCUGUUCAGAUUCAUAGCAUGAUUGGAAAACUUGCACAGUUUAUUACUGACAUUAGAUGUUGCCUUGUUCUUGGUGGCCUUUCCACAAAGGCUCAAGAAGCAGCAUUGAGAUCCUUGCCAGAUAUAGUGGUGGCCACUCCUGGACGUAUGAUAGAUCAUUUACGCAAUUCUAUGUCUGUGGAUUUGGAUGAUCUUGCAGUUCUGAUCCUUGAUGAAGCCGAUCGUCUUCUUGAACUUGGAUUUGAUGCUGAGAUUCGAGAACUGGUGAGACUUUGUCCCAAACGUAGACAGACUAUGCUUUUCUCAGCUACCAUGACUGAGCAAGUUGAUGAGCUUAUCAAGUUAUUGCUCAACAAGCCCUUGCGUCUUUCUGCUGACCCAACUACAAAGCGUCCAUCUACUUUAACUGAGGAGGUUGUUAGGAUACGAAGAAUGCGGGAAGGAAAUCAAGAGGCUGUUCUCCUUGCAUUAUGUUCUAAGACAUUUACCUCCAAAGUGAUCAUCUUCAGUGGGACUAAACAAGCAGCACAUAGGCUGAAGAUUUUAUUUGGUUUAGCUGGUUUUAAAGCUGCUGAACUUCAUGGAAAUCUCACCCAGGCCCAACGUUUAGAUGCCCUGGAACUUUUCAGAAGGCAGGAAGUUGAUUUUUUGAUAGCAACUAAUGUUGCUGCUCGUGGGCUUGAUAUUAUUGGAGUCAAAACAGUUAUCAAUUAUGAGUGCCCACGUGACCUUACUAGCUAUGUUCAUCGAGUUGGUCGAACUGCUAGAGCUGGUAGAGAAGGAUAUGCUGUUACUUUCGUCACUGAUAAUGAUCGAUCUCUUCUAAAAGCUAUUGUAAAAAGAGCCGGUUCAAAGCUUAAGAGUCGUAUUGUUGCCGACCAAUCAAUAACAAAAUGGAGCGAAAUGAUUGAGCAAAUGGAGGAUCAAGUGGCAUCAAUUCUUAGAGAAGAGAGGGAAGAAAUGGCUCUAAGAAAGGCUGAAAUGGAAGCAGACAAGGCAGAAAAUAUGAUCAUACACAGAGAUGAAAUAUUAUCUCGCCCCAAGAAGACUUGGUUUGUUACUGAGAAGGAGAAAAAACUUGUUGCAAAUGCUGGAAAGGAGACUGAGAGGGGAUCUAAAAAGAAGGUCAUGAGUGCCGAAGAAGCCGAAGAGCGUAAAAAGAAAGCAAAGAAGAAGCGGGAGUAUGAGAAAAAUCUUCCUAGAAAGAAAAGAAGGAAGCUUGAAGCAUCUAGAGAGAUGCUGGAGGACGAAGUAGAAGUUGGGGGCAAUUCUAGAAACAACAAAGAGAAAUCUGGGAUUUCUCUUGUUGAUUUGGCUUAUCGGCGUGCAAAAGCAGCAAAGGGUGCUAAAAAGGCAGCUGAUGCUGGCAAGGCCGUAAGAACAAAUAAGAAAGCAAAGAAGUCUUCCCAUUUAAGUAAAUCACGACCAGAAGAAAUGAAGGAACUUUUCCAGAACGAUAUGAGUGAGAAGAAGCAAAAAAGAAGCGCUGGUGUUGGUGGGAAGAAGUCAUCAUCGUUUAAGAGCAAGUCAAGGUACAAGCGAAGGUAGAGUUGUGAUGCUUGGCUUUACGUCCACCCAUUGAUAUUAGCGUCAAGAAGGAUAAAUUAUUCACUGAUACAAGCUUUUUGGUGUGUGAAUUACUUUCAAUCAUGAUGGAUGGUUGCUGCUACAUUGUACUUGACUUGAGCGACGAGUUCUUAUUUUUGUAGGUAGAAGUAACGGACUGAUAUAUAUUAGUGAAGAAACUGAUUUUGUAUCAACGGACUUGUGUUAUUCGUUUGUAAUCAAAAUUUUAAGUUAUUGUUUCUGUUGGUCGA